AUGUUUCAUCUGAAGUGUCUGGUGCGGCAGGAAGACACCUCGCUCAGGGAGCGCUACUCAGAGCAGCCCUUCCUGGCAGUGCUCCGACCCGGCCUGGUUCCAGCCUUUCAGCAUCAGCUUAAUGACAAAAAGAAACCUGGAGCCCAGACCAAUCCUUGGCCCACCCUUGGGAGCGUAGUUCUCAGGAGGCCUGUGAUGUCAGUGAUGGAUGGUGUUGUGUUCGCCUGGAGCAGUGGACCAUGCCCUGCUGGCCUGUCACGAAGCUUUGCACAAACGCCAAGACUGAUGAUGUGCACCUGGUUUCAUUGCUGGAGCCUGGAAUUUCAGUUGCUGUGGCUGAUUGAUAGCUGGAUGUGUCUAUGUGACCCAUCUCCUGUUAACACCUGGACCCUCAGACGGGUGCGGGUUUUUUCCACGAGUGACUCUGCAGUUCUCCAUUGGAGACAAAGUCUGUCCUGA
This is a messenger RNA of Rangifer tarandus platyrhynchus (Svalbard reindeer), 459 nucleotides long. The record is from the annotation of a GenBank genome assembly. Lineage: Eukaryota; Metazoa; Chordata; Mammalia; Artiodactyla; Cervidae.